AUGACUUUAGCUACCGAGUUUGCAGAGACCACCCGUAGGUCGGUCAACAAUGCCGACAUGAGAAAGAGGGUGUUGCACUUAUACCGCAAGUACAUCCGUAAUGCCAGAGAAUUUUGUGACUUAUACGAGUUAGACAUGCCAGUAUCCAACGUCAAGACAAAGAUCCGUCAAGAAUUCGAAAGACAAAGAUUCGUCACCGAUUUAGGUGUCAACAACCACUUAGUCAUGAAGGGCCAAAUGGAAUUCCAAGAGUUGAUCAAUUUCUGGAAGCAACAGUGUCACGUCAUGAGAUACUUUGACAACCAGAACAGUUAUAAUGUUGUGGAUAAGAACGAUUUUGUUAAGAACUUCCUUAGAUCUAACUAG
Suhomyces tanzawaensis NRRL Y-17324 is the source of this 366-nucleotide messenger RNA. RefSeq lists its product as uncharacterized. The transcript has a single exon. NCBI's taxonomy places the organism in Eukaryota, Fungi, Ascomycota, Pichiomycetes, Serinales, Debaryomycetaceae. The record is from RefSeq and is a predicted model, not a curated record. The coding region runs from base 1 to 366 and encodes 121 amino acids. Gene Ontology annotation, biological process: response to oxidative stress.